This is a messenger RNA of Notechis scutatus (mainland tiger snake), 1182 nucleotides long. Lineage: Eukaryota; Metazoa; Chordata; Lepidosauria; Squamata; Elapidae. The record is from RefSeq and is a predicted model, not a curated record.
CGCCUAUAAAGCGGCAGUCGCGGAUGUGGUUGCGCGCCCGAUGUUGUGAAAGGUCCCUUCUUUUCCCGCAAGAUGGCGAUGCUGGCGGAACCACGUCGCAAACUGAAAUGGUCUGUGGAUCCCCGGAAUAGUGCUUGGAGUAAAGAUGAAUCAAAAUUUGGACAGAAGAUGUUGGAAAAAAUGGGAUGGUCAAAAGGCAAGGGGCUUGGGGCUCAAGAACAAGGCAGCACAGAGCAUAUUAAGGUUCAGAUGAAGAAUAACACAUUGGGAUUGGGAGCGUCUGUGAGCCAGGAGGACAACUGGAUUGCUCACCAAGAUGAUUUCAAUCAGCUUUUGGCAGAGUUGAAUAACUCUUAUACACAAGAUGACCCAGAAUCCACUUGCAAAAAUAGAAAGAAAACUUUUAACCUCGAGGAAAAAUCCAAGAUCUCUAAAAAACGAGUUCACUAUGUGAAAUUUGCCAAAGGAAAAGAUCUCUCUUCACGGAGCGAAGAUGACCUAUCCUGUAUUUUUGGGAAACGCAAAGUCAAAAAAAUACAAGUUGAUGCUCCUAGCACAGGCUUUGUAGAGGAAGAUUCAAAAGAAGCUAUUGUGCCACCUGACCAAGUAGAUGGGAGCAAUACUGUAACCAGCACUCUUACUGUGCAGGAAUAUUUUGCCAAGUGCAUGACAAAACUGAAGAAAACUCAAAAUUGCACCAAAGUAGAGCCAGGUAAUUCUCCUCCAGUGAUGGUUGAGAAAUUGGAGUGUUUGGAAUCCCAGACAAAGAAGAAAAAAAGACAUAAACAUGCACAGGAUGAGGCUGGAGAACCAAAGAUUAUCUGCACUGGGAUAGUAGAUUCAAGUAGAGAUGAAGUGGAUACCCAGAAAAAGAAAAAGAGAAAGAAAUCUAAACAUCUGGACAGCAGUAAUGAUCUUAUUUAUAGUGAAUCUCAAAUUGGUUCUCAAAACCAAAAAGCAAGACAAUGUUCCUUUGAAACAUCUAAGGAAGAGAAUAAUGAUUUAGGAGAGCAAAAAUCAAAGAGAAAGAAAAAGAGCAAAAAAUUAGACUGAGAUGUAACUGAAGAUGUAGAAUGCAUAAAGAAAAAAUGUUCCAGUUGAUAUAAAUUUUAAUGUUUAAUUUCAUUGAAAUAUACCUAGAUUUCCAAAUUUACCCAAAUAAAUAAGCAACAUUUUAUAAAA